Molecule: messenger RNA, 1632 nt
Organism: Botrytis byssoidea
Lineage: Eukaryota; Fungi; Ascomycota; Leotiomycetes; Helotiales; Sclerotiniaceae
Exons: 10
Coding region: 1-1632 (543 amino acids)
Biological process (GO): carnitine biosynthetic process
Cellular component (GO): mitochondrion
Molecular function (GO): trimethyllysine dioxygenase activity; iron ion binding
Source: RefSeq, a predicted model, not a curated record
AUGUAUCGCUCCAUCAUUCGGGUCCAGCGAGUCGGUCGUUUGGCUUCUCGUCGCUAUUACAGUAGAGGACCUAAGAUAAGUCACGAUCCCACUUUAUCGACAAAAGAUGAAGACAGCAACACGCGGACAAAGGGUUUAAAUAUUCAACGUACUACACCGAGCUCACCUGGAGUUCAAGACAAUGCGUAUCCUUCAUAUAAACGUUCCAGUGGCCAGUUUGUUUUCAAUGCCUCCCAUGGCCCACCUGUACCUUUGCGAAGGAAAACUCGUCCUCCAACUUUCAUACGGCCUCUUCUCAGUGCUGAACUUUCCGCGCAGGAAAAGGCAAAUCAAGAGUUGAUAAACUCGGCUGCUGAUCUUGGAGAGGAGAUUGUUCAUCCAAACUUAGGAAAAGGUUAUCGAGAGAAUCUUCGCUUGCUCGAUAAUGGAGCAUUCAUGCCAAUCAAUUUUGCUGAAGGUCCGGAUUCGGUUCCACGUCGAUGGCUAAGAGACAAUUGUCGUUGUGCAAAGUGUAGACGUCCUGAUACUAUGCAGCGAGAAGUAAACAUUUUCUCGUCGGACCUCAAAGUCCUUCCGGAUUCUAUCAACAAAGCCAAAAAGGAUGGCCUUGAAGUAACCUGGCUGGAUAGCGCAGAUAACGAUGUUAAAUCAGAUCAUGUUACUGUUUACCCAUGGGACUGGCUCCACAAACAUCAAGUUUACCGCGACGCAAAGAAGUUCCAGUCUCCCAAAGCUUCAAUUGUCAGUGUGACUCGGGAAGGAAACUUUUCAGCGGAAGCAGAAGUUCCAAUACCUGACCCAGAUAGCCACGAAGUUGUUCUUUGGGAUUCGCUUAUUGGGAAAAGUCCACCUACUGUCAACUAUGAAGAAGUCAUGGCAAGUGAAAAUGGUGUAGGAAAGUGGACACGCAUGAUUCACAAAUAUGGGUUCUGUUUCGUAGAUGGGGUUCCAGUAUCUCCUGAAAAGACUCAAGAGCUUCUGGAACGCAUUGCUUUCAUUCGGCCAACACAUUAUGGUGGCUUCUAUGACUUCACAUCCGAUCUAACGAUGAAAGACACAGCUUACACCAGCGAAGCUAUCGGUCCUCACACCGAUACAACAUACUUCACCGAUCCCGCCGGCCUCCAGAUGUUUCAUCUCCUUUCUCAUACUGAAGGAACGGGCGGUGAAUCUCUCCUCGUAGACGGCUUCUGGGCCGCUCGCUUACUACGCACUCGCCACAAAGAUGCUUUAUCUAAGAUAGCAGUCCCUUGGCAUGCUAGUGGUAACGAUGGCAUUAACAUCACUCCAAAUAGGCCAUACCCCGUUCUCACCAUGAACACAAAUCGUGCUGCAACUCAGAUUAGAUGGAAUGAGGCAGAUAGAGGAACUAUUCAUCCUGGAUACUCCCAGGAGUGGUACGAAGCAGCGAAAGCAUACAGUGAUCGGGUUAAUGACUCGAAGCUACAGUAUUGGUCGCAGCUCGUACCUGGGCGCGCUUUGAUUUUCGAUAAUUGGAGAGUUCUUCACGGAAGAUCGGAAUUCACGGGUAAAAGACGUAUAUGUGGUGGAUACAUUAAUCGUGAUGAUUAUGUUUCGAGAUAUUUGAACACAAAUUUCACUCGUGAACAGAUCUUGGAGAAGAUACUAUGA